Molecule: messenger RNA, 1436 nt
Organism: Impatiens glandulifera
Lineage: Eukaryota; Viridiplantae; Streptophyta; Magnoliopsida; Ericales; Balsaminaceae
Product: probable lactoylglutathione lyase, chloroplastic
Exons: 9
Coding region: 223-1299 (358 amino acids)
Cellular component (GO): cytoplasm
Molecular function (GO): metal ion binding; lactoylglutathione lyase activity
Source: RefSeq, a predicted model, not a curated record
GCAAAAAGAAACCGACAGAAAUAUCUGUCGAUUCUCGUCCGUCCGUAGCACAAUUCGGCAAGAAGAAUGAACCAAUCUCACAUGAUCAGAUGCCUCUUGGCUCUCAUCACUCCAUAGCCAUAGAGGAGAGAUUACAAUCAGAUUCUAUACGACACGAAUACAGAAUUCAAACCCGGUCGAUUUUUGCACUUUCCUUAUCCAGAGAGGUGAAGGACCAAUCAGAUGCUCAGAAUUAUUCCCAUGGCGUCCUUCGUUCGUCCUUCCCUAUCUACAUCCACCCUUUCUUCUUCUUCCUCCGCCGUCCCUCGUCUCGCCUCUCACAACGACUCCCGGAGGAAGAUCACCUUUUUCCAUCUUGCCACUGUGAGUCCACAAACACAGUUAUCAACCCUAAAAUCUUCUAAGUUUUCGAGAGGAGUGGAAGUGACAAUUGCAGCUCGAGCUACUGGAAAUGUUGCUCAAGAGACCGAAGAAGAUACAUUGGAUUGGAUACAACAAGACAAGAGGAGAAUGCUUCAUGUCGUUUAUCGUGUUGGAGACAUGGACAGGACAAUAAAAUUCUAUACUGAGUGUUUGGGGAUGAAGCUGUUGAGAAAGCGUGAUAUACCUGAGGAGAGAUACACAAAUGCUUUUCUAGGAUAUGGUCCUGAAGAUUCUCACUUUGUCAUAGAACUCACUUACAAUUAUGGAGUUGACAAGUAUGAUAUUGGAGCUGGUUUUGGACAUUUUGGUAUUGCAGUUGAAGAUGUUACAAAAACAGUAGACCUCAUAAAGGCAAAAGGUGGAAAAGUUACCAGGGAACCUGGUCCUGUCAAAGGUGGCAAAACUGUAAUUGCAUUCAUUGAGGAUCCUGAUGGCUAUAAAUUUGAACUUCUCGAAAGGGGACCAACCCCGGAACCCUUAUGCCAAGUAAUGCUUCGCGUUGGUGAUCUUCAACGGUCUAUAGAGUUUUACAAGAAGGCACUUGGUAUGGAGCUUCUCAGGUUACGGGAUAAUCCAGAAUACAAGUAUACUAUAGCGAUGUUAGGAUAUGGUCCAGAAGAUAAAAGUGCUGUUAUGGAGUUGACAUAUAAUUAUGGAGUGACUGAAUAUGAUAAAGGAAAUGCUUAUGCACAGAUAGCAAUAGGCACAGACGAUGUUUAUAAAACAGCAGAAGUAAUUAAACGAAAUGGUGGAAAGAUAACUAGAGAGCCUGGUCCCUUACCGGGUAUCAACACAAAGAUCACAGCUUGCCUCGAUCCUGAUGGAUGGAAACUGGUUUUUGUUGAUAACAUCGACUUUCUGAAGGAAUUGGAGUAAUUUAAGGCGUUGGCAAAGGUUAGACUUGAUUUUGUAGAUACAUAUAUAUGACUCCAAUAAUGGCCAUUUAUGGAUGUAAACCCAAAAAUACAAGACAAAACUAAUGUGUUGUUUAAUGGAAUAUUCUAAUUUUUUUU